CAGCUUGGCUGAGUCUUGAUACACGCCUGACAUGACGAGCCUCGCUGCAGCUGCACAGGCUCGUCAUUGUUAGCCGCGUAUCAGGAUUCCGCUGUGCCAACAAGCACAAAACCUGCACAAACUCGACUCUACAUGAAUGAGACAGCCUACGAGCAUUAACCUUACAGAUGCCUGCACUGUGAGUAUGUUCUUAUUAUAUCUUAUUGUACCCUUCAUUUCUCGCACUCGGCUUUGCAAACGGACGAUGGGCCUCUGCAUCGCCGAGGGCAUGUACUGAUACAUGAUGUUUCAUUCUCUUUUCCUCUACUUCUACUAUCUACAGAUCCUCGAGGGACUAACCUUUCCCUUCCCGACCCCGUCUCUGUCCUCGUCCACGCCUACGCCCCCGCUCACCGCCGCCUCUGUCCCCUGCGCCGCCACGAUGUCGGCCGCGGAGGCGUUUUAAACCUGAGACAGCGGGGAUCGCGGUCGGGGCUUUGCCUGGCUUCUUCGCGACGAUGGUGCGGUCGCGCAGCUCAACCUCGCCCUGCCGGAUCUUCUUGACGAUCUCGAGGCCGUGCGCUGUUACGACUGCUCGUCGGUAACCCCAAGAGUAGGAGGUUCUUCCCUAGGUCACUCGUGGAGGAUUGCCUAGUAGUAUUACCGACACUUUUGAGUCCACCGAUAUCCGAAACUACUGUGUUGCCAAUUAAAUGUAAAUAUAAAUAUGAAAAAAUCCUUUCUGU
Molecule: messenger RNA, 725 nt
Organism: Heterobasidion irregulare TC 32-1
Lineage: Eukaryota; Fungi; Basidiomycota; Agaricomycetes; Russulales; Bondarzewiaceae
Exons: 4
Coding region: 281-445 (54 amino acids)
Source: RefSeq, a predicted model, not a curated record